Messenger RNA from Periconia digitata, 834 nucleotides. The record is from the annotation of a GenBank genome assembly. NCBI's taxonomy places the organism in Eukaryota, Fungi, Ascomycota, Dothideomycetes, Pleosporales, Periconiaceae.
AUGGCUUCAUCAAUGGUGGCGAGGCCCGCCCUCCUGCCUCAAUGCCCCUCGUGCAUACGGCGGGUGACGAGACAUGGACUGGGCGGAGCUGUCCAGCACACGCGCAACCUCUCCAAAGCGGCCAAGGAAACAAAGAAGAACAUUGCCGUGAAGCUGUUGGCCGAUGUCCCGAAAUUCGGCAAAGCAGGCUCAUACGUGCCCCUUAGUCGGACCACUAUGCGCAAUCGAUGGUUCCCUGCCCGCAUCGCCGAUUAUGUUACCCUGACCCAGCUGAAGCAGCUCAAGGCCCAGGGUGUAUUGAUUGAGCGCGACCUCACAUUUGGUGUUCCAGAGCCUCUCGAGGAGAUUGCCGACCAAGAUGACAGCUUCUUGCAGCAGAAGAAGCACUACGUGCGGCCAAUCGAGCUGGAGCUGCUCAGCCCCGAACGUUCCAUGGAGCUCAUCGAUACCUUCGUUCCACCUACCAUUGACUUCACCCGACAACUCAUCGAGCAGGAUAGCCCGGCGAAGCAGGACAGCAGGAGGCAUGGUGCAUCGGAAGCGGCUGAUAUCUUGUCGUCUAUCUCCUUCCAGGAAAAGCCAAAGGUGAACGUCAACUCGAUUUAUGGUUCUGUCUCGACUACGGAUGUCGCAAACACUAUCAAGGCGGCAUUGGCCCACAACGACGAGGCGGCUCGCGUGCUGCUCUCGGACAGCGACAUCAAAUUCAUCACUGGGUUCGAGGAGGACGAUACAUCACGGUUGAAGCAGGUGGGCUCGUUCAAGGUGGAAAUCCAGCUCAGCGGAGCGGAGGCGCCCCUGCUGCGGACCGUUCGCAUCCGCGCCAAAGAGUAG